This is a messenger RNA of Spinacia oleracea (spinach), 3925 nucleotides long. RefSeq lists its product as uncharacterized. The transcript has 4 exons. The coding region runs from base 459 to 3650 and encodes 1063 amino acids. Gene Ontology annotation, molecular function: DNA binding; zinc ion binding; transposase activity. NCBI's taxonomy places the organism in Eukaryota, Viridiplantae, Streptophyta, Magnoliopsida, Caryophyllales, Amaranthaceae. Gene Ontology annotation, biological process: DNA transposition. The record is from RefSeq and is a predicted model, not a curated record.
UGCCCCCGAGGUUUUAAAAAACGCACCAAAUACCCUCGCCUGUUUCGAUUCACAUAAUAUACCCCUAUUUAUCCGUACUGUUCAUGACAUGCACCUGUCAGCUAACGCCGUUAGUCUGCCGUUAGUGGUGUUUUACUUAUUUGCCCUUAAUUUUGGUUUAGCGCCAUUGACUUCCUUCACUUUCACAGAAAGACCAAAAAAAAAAAAACCGUUCACAUUUUUCUCUUUCUCUCUCCUCUCCCCUGUUCUUCUUCAAGCUCUAAUCCUACUCAAACCCUAGAAAUUCUGGGUAGAUCUUCAAUAUUUUUGUGAAUUUUGCUGCGCACCUUAAAGGCGAGUUCGUGAGUUGUGAUUUUGCUUCAAUCGCGACAAAAAAGGGAGAAACUUGAGGCGAUUUCCAGUUGAGUUAGUGUUGAAGAGGAAACGGGAAUUUUAAAGUUGGUUAGUCUACUUCCAGGAUGAGUGCUAUUUGGUUGUUACUACGUUAUGGGUCACAUAGUUUUGAUAUUAGAGUGGGAGACAUGGAAAAAUAUCGUUUGUUGAAGUUGUUUCUUGAUAUCUUUGAGGAAUCAGUUAAGCAAGAUGUUUUUUUGCCUAGUACCUUUAGCUUGUAUGUUGAGGGUCCUUGUGGUAAGGUUGAAUUGAAUGAUGAUAAGACUUUAAGGCUUCUGUGGGGAUGGAAUUGGGGUAAAGACACUGCUGAAAUUUGGGUUGAGGGAACAGAUAAACCAGGAUUGGUGUUUAGGAAUGCUGUUGCAACAAUUGAGAAUCAUAGAAAGGAAAAAGAGAGACAACUUAAGGAGAGACAAGAGGAACUGUUGAGGGCUCAAAGAGAGGAGGAAGAGGCAAUGAGGAAACAACAGGAAAGGGAGGACAUUUUGAGGGAAAUACAGGAACAAAUGGAGUACACUGUGGCUAUGGAGGUCCCUGUUGUUGAUUGUGAGGACAUGAAGGUUGAGUAUGUGAGAGUCAUUAGCAAAGAUGAUGCUGAUGAGGUGUUUCCAGGUUGCUCUCAACCACAACAAACACAAGAAUCCCCAAAGAAACAACCCACCCCACCCAAACACACAAAUCAUGUUGCUUCUAAGUCAAAAGGCAAGGAUAAGCCUGCUUCUAAGAAACUAACCCCCAAAAGGAGGGCAUCAGCUAAACAACCCACCCCACAGAAACAACCCACCCCACCUAAACAACCCACCAAACAACCUACACCACCACCCCCACCACCCCCACCACAGAAAGAACCCACCCAACCAAAACAACAACAACACACACCACCGCCAGAACAUCCCACCUCUCCACCACAACAACAACAACACACACCACCACCAGAACAUCCCACCCCUCCACCACAACAUCACACCCCUCCACCACCACCACAAAAUCCCACUCCACCACAGAACAACCAAACUGAUGAGCCUAACAAUCAAGCACCACCUGAUCAAGCUCAGCCAGUGAAAAAGAAGGGGGGCAGAGCUAGACCUGAGGGGUUUAGGGUUAACAAAGUCACUGCUAAGAAGGCUGGAACUUGGGUUUCCAAGGGAAAGGGAAAAGGGAGAAAGGGUACAGGAAGGUCUAAGACACCAGGGGUUUUUGCUGAUGUUGGUGAGAUAUGUUCAGAAGAGGAGAGUGAGGAUUCUGAUUAUGAGGAAUCAGAUUCUGAACAAGAGGAUGUUCUGAAUGAUUGGAUUGAUUCUGAUGUUGAUGAUGAGGUGAUUCCUGAUGAUAUUCCUGAUUUGGGGUUUGAGGAUUGUCUAAAUGGUUCCUCAAAGAUGGAUAAGGCCUAUAAAAAUGGCAAAAUAUGGACUGAUCAACCAUAUGGGUCCAUUAAGUUAGAACCCUGGUUGAUCUUUCAUGAUAAGGCCACAUUUCUUGAAGUGUUGAGAAGUUACUGCAUACAGGAGGGGUUUGGGCUUAGUGUUGAGAGGGCUGACAAUAGGAGGUACACAGCAGUGUGUGCAGUGGAGUCAUGUGACUGGAGGAUACAUGCCAGUAGGUUGUUUGACAAUGUUAGCUGGGCCAUUAAGGUGAUCAGUGGGUCCCACAGAACUUGUGGGAGGCUUGAGGAGAAUCCAGUGGUGACCUCUGAGUGGUUGUGUAAGCAUAUGUUGGGGGAAAUAGAGGCAAAUCCAGAGAUUCCAGUGGAGACAUUGAGGAGGUAUGCACAGGAGAAGUUUCAGUUGAGGGUGAAAAAGAGGCUAUUGUACAAGGUCAGGAGUAUGGCAAAGGGAAAGCUGCAUGGUGGUUGGGCUGAAGCAUAUGAGCUGUUGCCUAGAUAUGCUGAGAUGAUUAAGCAAACAAACCCAGGGAGUCAUGCACUUAUAACAUGGGGGGCCAGUAGUGGGGAUGUGAACCCAAAAUUCAGAGCUUGCUUCUUCUCAUUUGCUGCACAAGUCAGGGGGUUUCUAAGGGGUUGUAGGCCCAUAAUUGGAAUAGAUGGGGCUCAUUUAAGUGGUUUCUACAAGGGCAUUCUACUGACAGCAGUUGGCAUAGAUGGGAACAAUGAAAUUUUUGUUCUUGCCUAUGGGAUAGUAGACACUGAGAGUUGUGACAGUUGGACCUACUUCAUGAGAUGUUUGAGGCAAAUGUUUGAGCAGGAGGGUUGCAACAGAGAUGAUUGGACCUUCAUCAGUGAUAGGAUGAAGGGUGUUGAGUUGGCAGUUAGAGAAACUUUUCCUAGAGCAACUAGGAGAGUUUGCUGCCAACACCUAUACAUGAAUUGUAAGAACAAUGGCUUCAGUGGAUCUGCAUUCCACAAGCUCUUUUGGAUAGCUGCUAAUGCAUACAAUGAGUAUGUGUUUGGUAAGGCCAUGGAAAAGAUCAGUGAGUACAAUGCAAAUGCCACUGCAUACUUGAACAGCUGCAUUGAGCAGUGGUCUAGGCAUAAGUUUGACUCUACUGUUUGUUGUGAUCACAACACAACAAACUUUGUGGAGUCAUUCAAUGCAUGCACAAAGCCCUUCAGAGACAUGCCUGUCUUCUCAUUAUUGGAAGCAAUCAGAAGUUGGUGUAUGCAGAGGGUGGGGGCUAGAUUUGACAAGGCAGUUGACAUGGAGGAAGGUCAGCUCACUGCAUAUGCAUUGAAAGAGUUAGAGGAGAGGACAGCUGAGUCCAGGUUAUGUUAUGCCACAGCAUGUGGAGGGGGUGAAUUUGAGGUUAGGGAUGGACAUGUCAACUUCCCAAUUAGGCUUGCAACAAGAAGUUGUGCCUGUGGGAAGUGGCAGAUUUGUGGAAUCCCCUGCAAGCAUGCACUGAGGGUCAUAUAUGACCAAAGGAUGAACCCCCAUGAUUUCAUAUCCCCAUGGUUCAAGGCUGCUACAUACAAGCUAACCUAUGCAGAACAUAUUCAUCCUAUGGCAGAUCCAUCUCAGUGGCCUGACUUUGGCCUUCCUUCCAUUCAUCCUCCAACCAUCAAAAGACCAUCUGGCAGACCUGCUAAGAAGAGAAAGAGAGGGGCAAAUGAACCAAAGAAAGGGAAGAGGAACACAAAUGUGAAAUGUGGAAAGUGUAGAGAGUUUGGUCACAACUCAAGAACAUGCAAGAGUGGAGGAACAAGUGCCACUGGACCAAGUACUUCAAAGAGUGGUGCAGCAGGAGCAAGUACAUCAAAUGGGGGACCAAACACAAGGAAGAGGUCAAAGGCAGCUGCAUAGUCACCUCAGUUGGCUAUAUUUUGUGAAUUGUAGUGCACAAAGCUAAACUAACUUAGUCAAAUCAGUUUAGUCAGAAUCAGUUUAGUUAGAAUCAGUUUUUGGAAACAGUUGUGCAGAGAUCAUUUUUUGGAAACAGUGAAAUGCUUAGAACACCUCUUUUUGUGCAGUUCAGUGGUGUUUGUCCACUUAAAGUUCAGUUUAUGUAAAGCUUAUUUGCUUGAACAAGUAUUUAUGGAACAAAGUCUCUUUAUUUCAUGAAAUUUGUUACAACUUUA